Molecule: messenger RNA, 1542 nt
Organism: Notodromas monacha
Lineage: Eukaryota; Metazoa; Arthropoda; Ostracoda; Podocopida; Cyprididae
Source: the annotation of a GenBank genome assembly
AUGCGAGUGAAGGUUGAACCCGGGUGCGAGGCGAACAGUAACUCGCUGCCGAGCUCUCCGGUGAGCACCGCCAGCCCGACGAGCCAGAGUGAGAUCGUUCCCGGCAUGGGCGCCCAUCCCGUCGGCCUGACUCGGCCGACCGCCACGUGGCCGCCGCCGCCGUCGGGGUCAUCGUCACCGCCGUGCGACCUGUCGCGACUCCCGUUCGCGCCGACGUCGAAACCCAGCGCCGGCGUCCCGUUCUUCAUGAACCCGCACUCGUAUGCUCCGCUACUGCAACAACUGCAAUCGCAACGCGGGCCAACAGCGGCGCCCGGCAUGAACUUUUUCGUCCCGACGUCCGUGAGUGAUCCGAAUCCGUCGGCGUCGCAGCAGUCGUAUUACGGGAUGUGGCGAUCGUCGCCGACCUUGGCGGCCAUGGGGAUCCUGAAUCCGUUGGUGAUGCCUUUCGGGUUGUUGCCGCAGCACAUGCCCAACUCCCUGCUGCCGCCGCAUUUGCAUCAUUUGCCGUCGGGCUUUCAUCCGCCCGAGGAGCCGAAACCGCCGCACAGUUACAUAGGCCUCAUCGCGAUGGCCAUUCUCAGCUCGCCAGACAAGAAGUUGGUCCUCAGCGAUAUAUAUCAAUGGAUUCUUGAUCACUACGCAUACUUCAGAACACGGGGUCCAGGCUGGAGAAACUCAAUUCGGCAUAAUCUGUCACUGAACGAUUGCUUCAUGAAAGCCGGUCGAAGUGCAAACGGAAAGGGACAUUACUGGGCCAUUCACCCAGCGAACAUAUCCGAUUUUCAGCGCGGCGACUUCCGACGAAGGAAAGCCCAGCGGAAAGUGCGGCGGCACAUGGGCUUGGAGCCUCCAGGCCCGGACGAUGAGGACGACGACGACGCGGGAUUGGCUCCGGCCGAGUCCCCGUUCCUCCGCCAUCAUCCGCACAUGAGCCCGUCAGCAGCCGUGGCGGCCGCAGCUGCCGCCGCCGCGGCCUACGGCGUCAGCAGCAUGCGCAUCAAACGCACUUUCGACAUGGCAUCCCUCCUCGCACCCGACGACCACAACGGCGUGUCCGGGCUGGACACGGCCGCCACCAGGGAACCCGCGUCGGAUGAGCCACUCGCAAAGAAAGAGCGGAUCGACGACGAGCCGGAAGAUAACCCGCGCAUCAAAAACGAAGAUGAGGAAGACGACGAGGAAAUCGACGUGUUGUCUGGCGGUGACGCGGACACGACAGCGAGUGAGGAGAAGGACGAUGGGGAUAAGUCUUCCGCGGACUUGUCGCCGUCGACGAAUGACAAACCCGCCUUGCGACAGAACUUCAACUUGGCCGCCUUCUACGCGGAUUACGCUCGGGCGCGGUUGGCAGCGGCGGCUUCGCUCGGUCCCGUGGCGCCCGACGACGUCAACCUCAAGGCACCGCUGUGGUUCAACCCACAAGGCCUGUACUCAUACCCCGCGACUUCGACGCCGGGUCAUCUGAGCCAGGCGUGGAGACCUCCAGCCCGGUCGCCGUACCUCGACGCGGGCGACGAAACGGUGAAGGACAAAAAGUGA